UUGCUCACAAGAGGAAGGAGCAAGAGAGAGAGCCCAUCAAUCCAACUACUUCAGCCUAAGAAAACCCAAAUUUCAAAAACUUCAUUUCAAUAUACAGAGAGAGAGAGAGAGAGCCCAUCAAUCCAACUACUUCAACUAAGAAAACCCAAGUUUCAAAAACUUCAUUUCAAAACACAGAGAGAGAUGGCGGGCGGAGGAGAGAACUCAACGCCGUUAGAAUACACACCAACAUGGAUCGUAGCUGCUGUUUGCUCCGUUAUCGUCGUCAUAUCUCUCUCUCUCGAGCGCACCCUUCAUUUCCUUGGAAAGUACUUGAAGAAGAAGGACCAGAAGCCAUUAUUCGAAGCCUUACAGAAAGUGAAAGAAGAGCUGAUGGUGUUGGGAUUCAUCUCGCUUCUAUUGACGGUCUUCCAAGGUGCGGUGAGCCGCAUUUGCGUGCCAGAGAGUCUCACACGCCACAUGCUUCCUUGCAAGAGGGAAAAACAGAACACCGAGGCCACGACGGCCCACUUCCAAUCCUUCUUCUUCUCUGGCAUUCUCAACGGCGGGAGACGCCUACUUGCUGAAGGAUCCACCAAAGCCGGCCACUGCGCUGAGGGGAAGGUCCCAUUGCUAUCUCUGGAAGCACUGCAUCAGCUGCACAUCUUCAUCUUCGUUCUUGCAAUCGUCCAUGUUGUUUUCUGCCUUCUUACUAUGAUUUUGGGAGGUGCAAAGAUACGUCAAUGGAAGCAUUGGGAGGAUUCAAUUGGAAAAGAGAACUACGAUACAGAAAAGGCUUUGAAUUCGAAUAUCACACAUGUGCAUGAACACGUUUUCAUCCAGCAACAUUUUUCAGGCAUGGGGAAAGAUUCUGCUAUACUAGGUUGGAUGCAUUCUUUUGUCAAGCAAUUCUAUGCAUCUGUGACCAAAGCGGAUUACAUCACACUACGUCUCGGUUUCAUCAUGACGCAUUGCAAGGGAAACCCCAAAUUCAAUUUCCACAAGUACAUGAUACGAGCCCUUGAAGCUGAUUUCAAGAAAGUUGUCGGUAUAAGUUGGUACCUUUGGAUCUUUGUUGUCAUUUUCUUGUUGUUGAAUGUUGAUGGUUGGCAUACAUAUUUUUGGAUAGCAUUCAUUCCAUUAUUUCUUCUGCUUGCUGUGGGCACAAAGCUGGAGCACGUUAUCACUCAGUUAGCCCAUGAGGUUGCAGAGAAACACACGGCGCUGGAAGGGGACUUGGUAGUUCGGCCUUCAGAUGACCAUUUCUGGUUCGACCGCCCCAAGAUAGUCCUCUACUUGAUCCAUUUCAUCCUCUUCCAAAACGCAUUUGAGAUUGCAUUCUUCUUCUGGAUAUUGACAACAUAUGGCUUCGACUCAUGCAUCAUGGGAGAAGUUCGCUAUAUCGUCCCCAGGCUUGUAAUUGGGGUGAUUAUUCAGUUACUCUGCAGUUACAGCACCUUGCCGCUUUAUGCCAUUGUCACCCAGAUGGGGAGUUCGUUCAAGAAGGUGAUAUUCGAUGAGCACGUGCAGGAGGGCCUAGUUGGGUGGGCCCAGAAAGUAAAGAAGAGGAAGGCAAUUAGAGUGGCCAAUGGCCGCGACAGUUCUAGCCAUGUGGGAUCCACAGAUGGUUCUUCUUUGGGAAUUCAGCUGCAGAAGGUGGGCGAGGGAGAAAAGGGGACUAUUGAUCGACCAACAGCCUUGAAUGGGCAUGACCCAUGAACCCUCAAGCAGUGUAGUGCCCUCACACCAUAAUACAAAUCAGCAUGCAUUGCAAAGCUGCUUGUAUGUGUAUGGCAAAGUGCAUUUACACAGCUUGUGGUUGUCUCUUAUACAAAAUGUUCAUACUUUGAUAUUUCGUAGAAAAGGAAGGCUAUCAUUCCCAUACAGAUUAUAGGAAUAUUGUAGACAGUGAAAGGGUGUAGAAGAUGAGUUGAAAAUGCUAUUUCAAGAGGUUACUUUUGGCAUCAAAUACUGUAUUUCUUUCGCUACA
Messenger RNA from Magnolia sinica, 1969 nucleotides. RefSeq names its product MLO-like protein 1. The coding region runs from base 184 to 1698 and encodes 504 amino acids. Gene Ontology annotation, biological process: defense response. The record is from RefSeq and is a predicted model, not a curated record. Gene Ontology annotation, cellular component: membrane. Lineage: Eukaryota; Viridiplantae; Streptophyta; Magnoliopsida; Magnoliales; Magnoliaceae. The transcript is spliced from 14 exons.